AUGGCAACUAACAAAUUAGAUGGUACAGAAAGAUUUGAAGCAGCAUCUGGUCUUUCCAUGACUGCAGUUGCGAAUCGACGUAUGAACAUGCAAAGAAUGCAAAAUGUCCUCCUUAUUUGGUUGGACAACAAUAUCAAUGAUAAUGAUGUUGAUUGUAGCAAUACAAUCAAGCAAUUGAAACGUGUGGUUAAUAACGUAAACACGUUUACUGAUCGUGAAGAAUGCUUUGAAUUUAUUCUAACCAUUGAAAACAACAAAAUAUGUAUGAUUGUUUCCGGUUCACUUGGGCAAUAUAUUAUACCUCGUGUGCAUGAUAUGUCCCAAGUAGACACAGUUCUUAUUUUUUCUAACAAUCAAGAUUUGCAUAAACAAUGGACUAAAGAAUGGCCUAAAAUAAAAGGAGUCUUCACAGAUAUAACAUUAAUCUGUCAAGCUCUUAAACAAACUGCUCAUCAGUGUGAGCAAAAUGCCAUCUCAAUCAGCUUUGUGGCAUCAAACAAAAAGUUGGAUCAAUUAGAUCCAUCCUUUAUGUACAUUCAGAUCUUGAAGGAGAUCUUCUUAACCAUCAAUUUCGAAGAUAAACAUUUCAAAGAAUUUAUUACUUAUUGUCGUGAAGCAUUUGUCGAAAAUGAGUAUGAUUUACAAAAUAUCGAAAGAUUGGAACGUGAUUAUCAUGAUCAAAUACCUAUUUGGUGGUAUACUUAUCAAAGCUUUUUAUAUCCUAUGCUCAAUCGUGCAUUAAGAUUAAUGGAUGCUGAUAUUAUUGUACGAAUGGGUUUCUUUAUUAAAGAUCUUCAUCGUGAUAUUCAACGACUUCAUUCGGAACAAUUUGAUAGCCAACAAUCUGGUAUAACAUUUACAGUUUAUCGUGGGCAAUGUCUUUUAAAAGAAGAUUUCACUGAAAUGACAAAAACUAAAGGUGGACUUCUUUCAUUUAAUAACUUUUUAUCAACUAGUAGAAAUCGUGAUGUUUCUCUCUUAUUCGCACCGCAAGCUACUACAAAUCCUGAUCAUGUUGGAAUUCUAUUUGUUAUGUCCAUUACCCCUACUCAUUCAACAACUCCGUUUGCUUCUAUCGCAGAUAUUAGUUAUUUUCAUACUGAAGAUGAAGUUCUCUUCUCUAUGCAUACUAUUUUUCGCAUUGAAGAUAUUAAAUCAAUGGAUGGAAAUAAUCACCUCUAUCAAGUGAACCUAACAUUGACCAGCGACAAUGACCAAGACCUUCGGACUCUUACCGAUCAGAUCCGGAAGGAGAUCUUUCCAGAUGAAGAAGGAUGGUACAGACUAGGAUUAUUACUAAUAAAAAUGGGUCAAUUUACAAAAGCUCAAGAAAUUUAUAAUGUUUUACUUGAUCAAACAACAAAUGAAAGUGACAAGGCCCCCAUGUAUUACCAACUAGGUUGCAUCAAAUCUCAACAAGGAGAAUAUCAAGAAGCACUUUCAUCUCAUGAAAAAGCACUUAUAAUUCGACAACAAUUACUUCCCUCCAACCAUCCUCAUUUGGGAGAUUCUUAUAACAGGAUCGGUAUUGUAUAUCGCAACAUGGGUGAUUAUCCAAAAGCACUUUCUUAUUACGAGAAAGCCCUUGGAAUUCGACAGCAAUCACUUCCUUCUAAUCAUCCUGAUUUGGGUGGUUCUUAUAACAGUAUCGGUAAUGUGUAUAACAACAUAGGUGACUAUCCAAAAGCACUAUCUUAUUACCAGAAAGACCUUGCAAUUCUACAGCAAUCACUUCCUUCCAAUCAUCCUGAUUUGGGUGGUUCUUAUAACAGUAUCGCCCUGGCACUUCGACAAGAAUCACUUUCUUCCAAUCAUCCAGGUUUGGGUGCUUCCUAUAACAAUGUCGGGUUGGUGUAUCACAGCAUGGGCGAUUAUCCAAAAGCACUUUCAUUUUAUGAAAAAGCCCUUGGAAUUCGACAAGAAUCACUUCCUUCCAAUCAUCCUGAUUUGGGAGAUUCCUAUAAUAACAUCGGUAAUGCGUAUAUUAACAUGGGUGAUUAUCCAAAAGCACUUUUAGCUCAUGAGAAAGCCCUUUCAAUUCGACAACAAUCACUUCCUUUCAAUCAUCCUGAUUUGGCUAAGUCCUAUAAUAACGUCGGUAUUCUAUAUGACAGCAUGGGUGACUAUUCAAAAGCACUUUCUUAUUAUGAGAAAGCCCUUGAAAUCCGACAACAAUCACUUCCUUCCAAUCAUCCUGAUUUGGGUGCUUCCUAUAGCAACAUCGGCUGUGUGUAUGGAGACAUGGGUGAUUUUCCAAAAGCACUUUCUUAUUUUGAGAAGGCCCUUGAAAUUCGGCAACGAUCACUUUCUUCCAGUCAUUUUGAUUUGGGUGCUUCCUAUUACAACAUCGGUAUUGUAUAUUACAGUAUGGGUGAUUAUUCAAAAGCACUUUCAUCUCAUGAAAAAGCCGUUGAAAUUCAGCAAGAAUCACUUCCUUCCAAUCAUUCUCGUUUGGGAGAUUCCUAUACGAACAUCGGUAGUGUAUAUCAUAAUAUGGGUGAUUAUCCAAACGCACUUUUAUUUCUUAAAAAAGCCCUUGAAAUUCAACAACAAUCACUUCCUGCUAAUCAUCCUGAUUUGGCCGCUUCCUAUAACAACAUCGCUAUGGUGUAUGACAGCAUGUGUGAUUAUCCAAGAGCACUUUCAUUCUAUGAACGUGCAGUACGUAUUGGAGAAAAAUUAUUACCAACAAGUCAUCCUGGACUUCGUAAAUGGAGAGAAAACCUUGAACGCAUGAAAGAGAAAUUAUGA
Adineta steineri is the source of this 2751-nucleotide messenger RNA. The record is from the annotation of a GenBank genome assembly. NCBI's taxonomy places the organism in Eukaryota, Metazoa, Rotifera, Eurotatoria, Adinetida, Adinetidae.